Messenger RNA from Carassius gibelio (silver crucian carp), 1612 nucleotides. Its product is annotated as phospholipase A2 inhibitor beta. The record is from RefSeq and is a predicted model, not a curated record. The transcript is spliced from 2 exons. NCBI's taxonomy places the organism in Eukaryota, Metazoa, Chordata, Actinopteri, Cypriniformes, Cyprinidae. Gene Ontology annotation, cellular component: extracellular matrix. Gene Ontology annotation, molecular function: protein binding. The coding region runs from base 111 to 830 and encodes 239 amino acids.
CAUGUUGACCAACGUAAUAUGUGAUUCAAGUUAUAUAAGCAGACUGAGACAUUGAGGUCUCUAUUAAGAUCCUCUGUAUAAUCUUAUUUCUGUUGUAGCUUGUCAUAAAUAUGUACAGCUAUUACUUUCUAAUACUUGCUGUGCUACACAACUGCUUUGCUAAUACGCAGAGUGUUUCGGACCCAGGAAAAUGCAGACUUGUCUUCAGCUCCGAUGAGGUCCAAGUCAUUUGUGUGUCUGUUAACUUCAAACAGUUACCCAGCAAGGACUUCCCAGGUAACACUACAGACCUCAGCGUACACUCCAGCAAUUUAAGCUCCAUUACAUCUGAUGACCUGAAGAUCUUUUCCCAUCUGAGGCGGCUCAGUCUGAUCAGAAACCAGCUGCGUACAUUACCUGCGGACCUCCUUUUGGGCCUAUCUAAUCUUCAUGUGCUUGACCUUACAGGUAACAAACUGACAGCUUUAUCAUCGCAAGUGUUUCAUCAUUCUCCUCUUGUGGAGCUCACACUCUCAGAUAACCGGCUCUCUGACAUAGAUGCUGACUGUCUGCCUGUAAACAGCUCUCUCCAGAGGUUAGAUUUGUCAUCUAACAAAUUUACCCAGCUGCCCGUGGCCUUCCUGCAAAGACUCCACAAUCUAGAGAGCUUAGACUUCCGAAAUAAUCAGCUGGAGGAACUGACUCCUGGAGCUCUGACCUCUCUGCCCAAACUUGAGGCUCUGUACCUGGAAAACAACAGACUGAAGUCCUUAGAUGUAUCAGCAUUCACUGGGAAAUCCACACCUUCGCCAGAUGUUCUUGAGUGGCAACCGUUUGGAGAGGCUGCCUGAUGGAAUUUUCCUCAAGCAGGACGAACUUGUUUUCCUUGACCUCAGGAACAACUAUCUGCAAAACCUGACUCCAGGUACAUUGGAUGGACGUCUGUAUGCUGUGCUGUCUGGUAAUCCAUGGCACUGCAGCUCUAGUUUGGGAUAUCUAUGGCAUUGGCUGCGUAUGAAUAAAAAAAGAAUUUUACAUGAUGAUAAAAUCACUUGUCAAACACCUGAACACAUGAAGGGUAGAAACAUCACUGAAAUCGCUGCCACAGAGCUUGGCAUCAAGGACUAAGAAAACACAUAUUUUAAUAAAAUACAUAUUUUAGAACAUGCUGUCAAAUAUAUUUUUUAAAUCUUCUAAAUACUUUACAAACUGUGAAAUCUGAAAGAUUUACUUACAUAAUGAUCAAGAAUUCAUAUUUCAUGAUUUCACUAUACGCUAUCAAAUUUAUUAUUAUUAUUUAUUUUUUAUCAAAUUUAUUAUUUAAGGCUACUCCUUAAAAUUUCGUAUAGACCUUUAAAGUAAAUGUUUAAAAAGUUUUUUUGAACUCGAAAAUCUUACCUAUUUACAAAUAUUUUUGGAUAGUUUCCAGUUAACUAAACACCUGUUUGGUACUAUUUUUAAGAGCACGAAAACCUGAUGUUGGGCAGCAGAGGGCACUAAACUCUAAUCGAAGUAAUAAGAGGUACAUAUUUUAUGUCCUGAGGGAAAUUUACAUUUUUAAUUUUGUACGCUUGUCUUUUAUAACUGUUCUGUCUGAUAUUGCUUUUAAUAAUACAUUAUAAACUGUAAUUCA